Molecule: messenger RNA, 2904 nt
Organism: Lodderomyces parapsilosis
Lineage: Eukaryota; Fungi; Ascomycota; Pichiomycetes; Serinales; Debaryomycetaceae
Gene: AGO1
Product: Ago1p
Exons: 1
Coding region: 1-2904 (967 amino acids)
Molecular function (GO): RNA binding; protein binding
Source: RefSeq, a predicted model, not a curated record
AUGAGUGGUGGACGAGAAAGAGGUAGGGGUUGUGCAGGAGGUCGCGGCAGAGGCGGCGCAGCUCAGAGGAUAACUCGGGAUGAGAGAGGUAACAGGGGUCGUAGAUGUGGUAGAGGUAGUAGUGGAGGUCGAGGCAGGGCUGGAGGACAUAGUUUGUACAAGAUUAGUGAUGUUAAGGUUGACUUUCAGGAUGUGGCUUCGAAUGAAAGUGCAUUAAACGCGAUACAGAGUUACAAGAAGAAAUUUGCUACUGAGAUUGGCAAUGAUUCCUACAAGAUUCAAUUGAGACAUGAUUAUGGAAACCUUGGAGUAAGAACAGACGUUGGGACGAACUAUUUCAAGUACCAAGUGGCAGGUUUGAAGUUGUACAUGUACUUUGUAGAGAUCCAAGAGGAAAAAGAGGGUAAAGGUACUAAAGAAGGCAAGCCAAAAAGCAAGGGUCCAACACUUAAAAUUAAAGAUGCCGUAGACAACUACUUAUUCAACCUCGAACCAUUCAAGAGCAAGAGGUCUGAUAUUUAUUAUCGCGAUUUCAGCUCGAUGUAUUCCAAAGUGCCCUUACCGGUGGAGGAUGUUGUUGUUUACCCAUUUGCAGAAAAGUCGGUUUCAAUCAAAGUUCAGUAUGUCAAAAAGCUCAAGUUUGACGACAUGAUCAAGUAUUCAACAAUGCAGACAUAUACGAAAACUUUUCAGGAAGUGACUGAGUAUACUAAUGCCUUGAUUGCAGUGAUUGGGUCAAAAGUUUUGGAGAACAAGAGCGUUGUCAGCUUGGGAUCAAACAAGUUUUUCUUUUUUGACAAGAGUAUACCAAUAGAAGACUUUCAACAAGGAUUAAUUAUCACUUUGGGAACAUUUGUUUCGGUGAGGUGCUCAUUCAACAACAUCAAGCUCAACUUAAAUCCCACUCCAGCAAUAUUUUACAAAGCAUUCAAGCCUGAUGGUCAACCAAUGAAUGUAAUUGACUUGGUAAAGGAUUACCUAAGCACAAGUCAAACGCCAACAGAGUCAGAUUUCAAGAAAGUUCAAUUCUUUUUGAAAGGGGUCAAAAUUCAAAGAAACUAUCUCAAGAGGGGUUCUGCAAAAGCUGUACAAGGGUUGAAUUUCAAAGAUAAUGCGAACACCCACAAGUUCGAGGACUCCAAUGGAAAGGUGGUAACUGUGGAUAGCUAUUUUGCAGAUAGGUGGGGGGUCAAAUUGAAGUAUCCCACUCUACCUUUACUUAAAAUUGGCCCAUUUGCCUAUUUACCUAUGGAGGUCGCGUUCAUCAUUCCUCAUCAGCAAUACAAAGGGGAUGUCUGGGAUACCCGAACCAUCAUUAGAUUGACUGCAAUGAGACCGAUGGAUAAGGCCAAGUUUAUUACUCAGCAAAAAACCUCAACUUUUGGUGACAUUGAUUUCGGUAAGAUUGACACAAACUUCACCAAAAUUCCCUCUAGAGUCUUGCCAGCACCAGUGAUCGAGUACAAGAACAAAAAAAUUAAUUAUAAAGAGGAAGCGUUUAAUGGAUGGACGGAAAAAACAAAGGGUAAUUGGAAUCUUAAAAGUGCUCAGUUUGUUGAAACCCCCAAUACUAAGAGCAUCUACACUUUUGGCGUUGUGAUUUUAGAGAAUCAAUAUUCAGAAAGGAAAAAGGAUGAUUUAGGGGAGGCUUGCUCCAUCUUUUUUAGAGAGUUGAAUAGGCUAGGCAUUAAGAAUGCUGGCGAUAGGUUCAAAAAGUAUUCUGUUGCCUUGGAAUCAUCAAAUGUAAGAGAUGAACAGUUGCUUGAAGGAACGCUUACUGAUAUUUUGCAAACUGCUAAAUUGACAAACAAAUGUGAUUAUGUUAUUAUUGUAUUGCCAAAUAAAGAUACAAAGUACUACCGUGCCGUGAAGAGAGCGGCAGACUUGAAAGUUGGUUUGAACAAUAGUUGUGUCAUUUUAGACACAUUCACUAAGAAGAAAUUUGACAAGUUUGACAUGGCUUUGUUUGCACAGUUGGCAAUGAAGAUCAAUUUGAAAUUGGGUGGGUCUAACCAUCGUUUAUCUGUGGCCAGCAGUGCUGGUUUAUUUGACAAUAGAAAGGUUCCCGUUUUUAUUCUUGGAGCAGAUGUGACUCAUCCCACGGGCCAGCAAAAUGAAGACUCGGUCUCUAUUGCUUCUGUCGUUGGUAGUGAAGAUGGUAUUUUCAACAAAUUUCCGGGUUCAAUACGAGUUCAGGCUGGUGGUCGUGAAGUAAUUGCUGAUGUGAAAUCGAUGGUGUUUGAAAGAUUGGAGAAUUUCCAUAAGAAGGUCAAAGCAUUUCCUUCCAAAGUUUUAUUCUACCGUGAUGGCGUGUCUGAAAGUCAGUACUAUACCAUAUUGAAAGAGGAAUUGCCCAAGAUAAAGGCAGCUUUUGUAGAGUAUGGAAUACAGAAUAAUAUGCCCAACUACACCCCCAAGAUCACAUUUAUGAUUGUUGUUAAAAGACAUCACACUAGAUUCAUUCCUCUUGAACAGAAUGUUGUUGACUCUCUGACAAAGAGAAAGACAGCUGUCACGUCUAAUGAUAAUGUGAUUCCCGGAACCAUUGUUGAUCGUGAUAUUACUUCUAUUUCAUUCUUUGAUUUUUACAUUCAAUCACAACAAGCGUUACAAGGAACCGGUAUUCCAGCGCACUAUUACGUGUUACACGAUGAAAACAGCUACACCUCAGACGACAUUCAAAGAAUAACGUACAAUCUUUGUCAUACCUUUGGAAGAGCUACCAAAAGUGUAAAGGUAGUACUCGCGGCUUAUUAUGCGGAUCUUUUGUGUAAACGUGCAAGACACUAUGUUGGAUCAGCAACAAAAGAGAUGACCACCGGACCGGGACUUCUUGAUGACUUCAAAAAAAGGUUAGGCAAUAACGUCGCGGUAGGAGUUAGGAACACCAUGUUUUAUAUUUAG